AUGAGAGAUUUGUUACAGUUUGUUAACCCGAGGAGUGCACAUCAAACUUUCGGCGUGAAAAUAGUGGUGUUAGGUGGUGAUUUCUGCCAAAUAUUACCCGUAGUACCAAAAGGCACAAGGGAAGACAUAGUUGCUGCCACCAUAAAUGCAUCGUACCUGUGGGAUAAUUGCAAGGUUUUAAGGUUGACUAAGAAUCUUCGCUUGAAAAGUAUGAGCGCCGGCACUAAAUUGCAAUGGCUAGAAAACUUUGCGAAAUGGAUCGCAGGAAUUGGUGACGGGACUAUUGGAUGUCUAAAUGAUGGGUUAGUAGAAGUUGAUAUCCCACCAGACAUGUUGUUACCGAGUUCUGGAGAUCCCAUUGCAACUGUAGUGGAGAACACAUUCCCGAUGUUUUCGACUAACAACAGUGACAAUGGCUUUUUAGAAAACCGUGCUAUUCUAGCAACAACUCUAGAUGUGGUCAAUGCUAUUAACCAAUAUAUGAGUGAUAUGCAUGUUGCUGAGAGCAAGGAUUAUUCGAGUUGUGACAUGGUCUGUAGUUCUGAAUCGAACGAUGGCAUUUUGACAGACGUCCACAAACCUGAAUUUCUUAAUGGCAUACGCACUUCUGGCAUACCUAAUCACUCCCUUACCUUGAAGGUUGACUCACCUGUGAUGUUGUUGAGAAAUAUAGAUCACUCUCUAGGGUUGUGUAAUAGUACUAGGUUGAUUGUAACACCCCGAAAUUUUUGA
This is a messenger RNA of Ipomoea nil (Japanese morning glory), 732 nucleotides long. RefSeq lists its product as uncharacterized. The transcript has a single exon. Lineage: Eukaryota; Viridiplantae; Streptophyta; Magnoliopsida; Solanales; Convolvulaceae. Gene Ontology annotation, molecular function: DNA helicase activity. The record is from RefSeq and is a predicted model, not a curated record. Gene Ontology annotation, biological process: telomere maintenance; DNA repair. Bases 1 to 732 code for a protein of 243 amino acids.